Puccinia triticina is the source of this 243-nucleotide messenger RNA. RefSeq lists its product as uncharacterized. The transcript is spliced from 2 exons. NCBI's taxonomy places the organism in Eukaryota, Fungi, Basidiomycota, Pucciniomycetes, Pucciniales, Pucciniaceae. The record is from RefSeq and is a predicted model, not a curated record. The coding region runs from base 1 to 243 and encodes 80 amino acids.
AUGUCCACCCGCAAUGAGCUGCAGCCGAGACCAGAGAGCAACCUAUAUCCACGAGUAUGUGGGCAAACCGAUAGCGCAACGCGCUCACUCUACGAUCUCUCCGAGUCUGCGUACACCAACCUCUGCUCGAUCGAGAGCUUCAUCAACCACACCCACCAUCCCUACCAUCCCCACCAGUCCCUCAGCUCCGGCCUAGCCGUCCUUAAAACGAUCAUCCCUAUGGACGGCAGCCAAUGUCUUUGA